Messenger RNA from Cuscuta campestris, 3056 nucleotides. NCBI's taxonomy places the organism in Eukaryota, Viridiplantae, Streptophyta, Magnoliopsida, Solanales, Convolvulaceae. The record is from the annotation of a GenBank genome assembly.
GUUUAAACCCGAUCUUCUUCUCUAACCCUGCCUUAAUCACGAAACAGUUCAACACAUAAUCACAUCAAAGAACAAUGAGGUUCCGCCUGAUUACCUUAUUGUUCUUCAUCUUCUUCAUCUUCAGCAUAAUUGUUGUUCUUGUUUCUGGCAAGGUUGAGUGGGACGAUGAAGUGGGGGCUUUGAUGUCAUUGAAAGCCGGCCUGUUUGAUCCGACUGGCCGGCUUAAUGACUGGAGGUUACCCGGCUCCGGUCACUGCAGGUGGACAGGAGUGGAGUGCAGCUCCAUUGAUGGAGCCGUUGAGAAUCUCCGCCUUUCCGGCAUGAAUCUCAGCGGUGCGAUAUCGGAGCAUAUUGCUUCUUUGAGAAGCCUAAGGUCUCUCGACCUGUCCGGCAAUGGAUUCUCGUCUCGUUUGCCUGAAUCUCUGUUCAAUCUCACUGAGAUUCGGAGCAUUGAUCUCAGCGGGAACUCGUUCAUAGGCGAGCUUCCUAGAGGAUUAUACUCUAUCACGAGGAGGCUGGUGUCGUUGAAUUUUUCCGGCAACAGCUUCUCCGGUUAUCUGCCGGAUGAACUCGGAAAUGCGAGUCUUCUGGAGAGCUUGGAUCUGAGGGGGAAUUUCUUUGAGGGAUCGAUUCCGGGUUCUUACUGGAAACUGGGGAAUUUGAAGUUCUUAGGGCUUUCAGGGAACAAUCUGACCGGGGAGAUUCCGAAAGAGUUGGGAGAGAUUUCGUCCCUGGAGACGCUUGUUCUAGGCUACAAUGAGUUUGAAGGAGAGAUUCCGGCGGAGUUGGGGAACCUGACGAAUCUCAGGUAUUUAGAUCUGGCCGUGGGGAAUCUCCGGGGGAGAAUUCCGGCCGAAAUCGGGAAUCUGAAGAUGCUGAACACUCUGUUCCUUUACCAGAACGCGUUCGAAGGAGAAAUUCCGGGAGAGGUUGGGAAUCUGACUUUGCUUCAGCAGCUGGAUCUCUCUGAUAAUAUGUUCUCCGGCGAAAUUCCGCCUGGAAUAUCGGAGCUGAAGAACUUGCAGCUACUGAGCUUGAUGAGGAACCGGAUGUCCGGUUCGGUACCCGACGGGGUUUCGAACUUGACCCGGCUGGGAGUUCUGGAGCUAUGGAACAACAGCUUUUCCGGAGCGUUGCCGGGGGAUCUCGGCCGGAAUUCCCCGCUGGAAUGGAUCGACGUCUCCACGAAUUCAUUCUCCGGCCAGAUUCCUCCGUCAAUCUGCGCCAACGGUAAACUGAAGAAGUUGAUUUUAUUCAGCAACGCCUUCUCCGGUCCCAUCCCGACCGGGUUAUCCGAAUGCGACUCCCUGGUUCGGGUCCGGAUCCAAAACAAUCUCAUCUCCGGUUCAAUCCCGCCCGGUUUCGCCAAGCUCCGUAAUCUCCAGAGGCUCGAAGCCGCAAACAACAGUCUCUCCGGCGAAAUUCCGGCCUUAAUAGCCGUCUCCCUCUCAUUCAUCGAUCUCUCCAGAAACCUUUUCCGGUCAUCUCUUCCUCCUUCCAUCUUCACCAGCCCUUCUCUCCAGAACUUCAUCGCCUCGAACAACGAAUUAACAGGAGAAAUCCCUGAUAAUUUCCGAGAAUGCCCCUCCCUCUCCGUUCUAGAUCUCUCCUCAAAUCAUCUCUCCGGUAUAAUCCCACCAUCCAUAUCCUCCUGCAACAAAAUGGUGACCCUGGAUCUCAGUAACAACAGAUUAAGCGGUUCAAUCCCGGAAUCAAUGGCGGACAUGCCUUCAUUAGCCAUUCUCGAUCUCUCAAACAACACCCUAACAGGCAGAAUCCCCUACAGCCUCGGCAACUCCCCGCCACUGGAGACACUCAACGUCUCCUUCAACAAUCUAGACGGAAUCAAUCCAAAUCGCAACACGCCGGAGCACAGGAAUCUCCGGACUGUAUCACCGGGAUGGCUGAUCGCGAUUUCCGCAUUCAUAGCGUUGGUUCUGGCCGGGAUCGGGACGAGAAUCGCGUACAAAAGAUGGUACGAGGAGGGAACGUGUAUGGAGGAGAGAAUCGAGACGGGGAAGGGGGAAUGGCCGUGGAGGCUGAUGGCGUUCCAGAGAAUAGGAUUCUCGAGCAACGACAUCCUGGCGUGCAUCAAGGAAUCGAACGUGAUCGGGACGGGGGCGACGGGGGCGGUGUACAAGGCGGAGAUGCGGUGGCUGAACACCACGGUGGCGGUGAAGAAGCUGUGGAGAUGGACGAAGGAGAUCGCCGAGACGGGAUCUUCUUCUUCCCCGAGAAGCGGGGAAGGGGAUCUGGUAGGGGAGGUGAACGUGCUGGGGAGGCUGAGACACCGGAACGUGGUGAGGUUGUUAGGGUUCCUCCACAACGAUCGGGAGGCGAUGAUCGUGUACGAGUACAUGGAGAACGGAAGCCUUGGGGAAGCUUUACAUGGCAAAAGGAUUCUUCUUGAUUGGGUCUCAAGGUACAAUAUCGCUCUUGGAGUGGCGGAGGGACUGACGUAUCUCCACCAUGAUUGUCGCCCGCCGAUCAUCCACCGCGAUGUCAAGUCAAAUAACAUCUUGCUCAAUUCCAACUUUGAAGCAAAGAUUGCUGAUUUUGGACUUGCAAAAUUUAUGCUCGCCAAGAACGAGACAGUUUCCAUGGUUGUAGGAUCUUACGGGUAUAUUGCCCCCGAGUACGGGUACACUUCGAAAGUCGACGAAAAGAGUGACAUUUAUAGCUAUGGGGUCGUCUUGAUGGAGCUCGUAACGGGGAAACGGCCAUUGGAGCCCGAGUUUGGAGAGUCAGUGGACAUUGUCGAAUGGGUGCACAUGAAAAUAAGAGAAAACAAGUCAUUGGAGGAGGCGGUAGAUCCAAACGUAGGCAACAACAGACACAUACGAGAAGAGAUGUUGUUAGUGUUGAGGAUUGCCUUACUCUGUACGGCCAGGCUACCCAGGGAGAGGCCCUACAUGAGGGACGUCCUGACCAUGCUCAAAGAGGCAAAACCCCGACGGAAGGACAAUGACACACUUGCCUUGCCAGUGGUGUUUCACGCGUCGCUGCCUGUAAAUGGUCAUUUGUAAUUAAGAAGACAAGAAAAGAAUUCAAUGUAU